CAGUGACAUAUUGCUGCUAAUAAUCUAUUAUAAUUGAUCAUAGUGCAAGAGAUGGGAGAAUGAGAAUUUGAAUUCUUUAUCUUCUAAAACAUUUUAGGAAUCAGAACAACAUGGCAACUGAAGUGAAGCUUUUUAGAUCAUGGUCAAGUCGAUAUGCUUUAAGAAUAGUAUGGGCACUGAAGCUCAAAGGUGUAGAAUUCGAGGCCAUUUUUGAGGAUCUUUCUAAUAAAAGCUCUUUACUCCUCCAGUAUAAUCCGGUUCAUAAGAAAGUUCCAGUGCUUGUCCACAAUGGCAAACCUGUCUGCGAAUCAUUGGUGAUCCUGGAGUAUGUGGAUGAAACAUGGAAUGGUGCUCAUCCCCUUCUCCCUAAAGAUCCAUUUGCAAAAGCUGAGGCGCGCUUCUGGGCAAAAUUCAGUGAUGACAAGCUAAUGCCAUUGAUAAGGAAGGCUACUCUUGGAAAUGGUGAAGAGAAAGAGGAAGCCAGGGUUCUGACUGCAGAAAAUCUGAAACAUGUCGAAGAACUACUCAAGGGAAAGAAAUUCUUUGGCGGUGAGAAGAUUGGGUACGUUGAUCUGGCAUUCGGGUGGAUGGCCUAUCUGAUCAAUGUCUUGGAGGAAGUAUCUGGCGCGACAUUGAUAAAGAAAGAGGAAUUUCCUCUCUUAUCUAAAUGGAUGGAGAAUUUUUAUGAAUUUCCAGAAUUCAAGGAAAGUUGGCCAGACCAUGACAGGCUCAUCACCAAGUUCAAAAACUAUGGUUGAUAGUAAAUAUUGUGCCAGAAAUGCUUCCAAAUAAACUAUAUUCUAAAGCCUCUGUAUGCCUAAAUUGUGCUUGUGUAUCCAUGAGUUUGAAUAAAAGAUUAAAUGUUCAUGUUUCUUGAAUAA
Molecule: messenger RNA, 881 nt
Organism: Daucus carota subsp. sativus
Lineage: Eukaryota; Viridiplantae; Streptophyta; Magnoliopsida; Apiales; Apiaceae
Product: glutathione transferase GST 23
Exons: 2
Coding region: 111-758 (215 amino acids)
Biological process (GO): glutathione metabolic process
Cellular component (GO): cytoplasm
Molecular function (GO): glutathione transferase activity
Source: RefSeq, a predicted model, not a curated record